AUGCUUGUGAACGCUCAGCCCGUGCUUCCGUACUCGAACGAGCACUCUACGUCAGCUCGCAAAAGUCGUCGCCUCUCUUCUUCCGGCCGAUCUCAAUACCGUGCAUAUUCAAAUAUCCUUGUACCAUUCAAGGAUACAUCCAAGCUGGCAGGAAACAAGCGCCGUAGCUUCUCUUCGCAGGGUGGGUUGCUGAACAGAAUGUUCAGUGGCUCCUCGAGCCCACCCAAAGACAAGUCAGACCCAACCCCAAUUCCCCGAAUCGACAACGACACGAGCCUUCAACCCGAAAACGCCAGUCCGCGUGACAAGAGGUUUUCGCCGCCUGGCUCCGGAUUCUUUACUCGACGACAGAGCGAGGACCAAGCCCCUACUGGUGAUAAAGACAAGAAGCGUCGCAGCAGUACCGUGACCAAGGCCGCCAGCUUUUUCAGUAACGCUAGAAACUCGCUGAGUCUGAACGGUGGUGGAGGUUCUCAAAGCUUCUCGGGACUCAGCACAAGUCCCCAGACCUCGGAAAGCCCGCUUCAGAGGCUGGGAAAGAUGGACCCUGCGCUGAGCGUCCCACAGGGAUCUUUCAACAAUUCUGCAGGCGAAUCAGCCCCAACUGCGCGCUCCUCAUUUCGCGUAGGAGUGACUGAGGACCGGAAUCGAAAAUGUCGUCGAACAAUGGAGGAUACUCACGCCUACCUGUACAACUUUCUUGGAACGCCAGCCCCGACUGGACAAACCGACAAGAAUGGUACUUCUCCGCCGAAUGCAUCCUGGCCAGGAGAGUUGUCAAACGUGGUAGAAACCGAUAACGGCUACUUCGCCAUCUUUGAUGGCCAUGCUGGAACUUUCGCAGCAGAGUGGUGCGGUAAGAAGCUGCAUUUGAUUCUUGAGGAGAUCAUGCGGAGAAGCCCCAAUGCGCCUGUGCCCGAACUUCUCGAUCAAACUUUCACCAGCGUUGAUCAGCAACUGGAGAAGCUGCCUGUCAAGAACAGUGGUUGUACUGCAGUGACCGCAGUGCUUCGCUGGGAGGAUCGUGUGCCAAGCUCACAGUCAGCCACCGGGUCUGCCGCUCUUGCUCUUACUGCCGCGGCCGCUAAUAAGGCUGAUACUGCCGAGACUACACCAACCCAAGAAACAUCCAUGGGCACUUCUAUUCCAAAGUUGCAAGAAAAAGCAGUCCGCCAGCGAGUCCUUUACACUGCCAAUGUGGGCGACGCCCGCAUUGUAUUGUGCCGUAAUGGGAAGGCACUUCGACUAUCAUACGAUCAUAAAGGAAGCGAUGAGAAUGAAGGAAGACGUAUCACUAACGCUGGAGGCUUGAUUCUCAACAAUCGUGUCAAUGGUGUUCUGGCGGUGACUAGAGCUUUGGGCGAUGCCUAUCUUAAGGAUCUCGUCACAGGACACCCUUACACUACCGAAACUGUCAUCCAGCCUGAUGCAGAUGAGUUUAUUAUUCUUGCUUGUGAUGGGUUAUGGGAUGUCUGCACUGAUCAAGAAGCUGUUGAUCUUAUACGGAACAUCCAAGAUGCUCAACAUGCCUCGAAGAUCCUGGUUGACCAUGCGCUCGCUCGAUUCAGUACUGACAAUUUGUCCUGUAUGGUCAUCCGACUUGACACGAACCGGGUCAAAGAUGUCGUCACCAGCAAGGCCGAGCCCAUUGGUGUGGAUGGAGACCCAGCCACUGAUGUCCCUCACGGCGUGAGUGAAGCGGACAAGAUUGUUGAAGAUGCACAGAAGAUCAUGGCUAGCCAUGGGAUACACGACCCAGAGACAGAGAAGGAAGGAAAUGCGAUUCUCCAAAAGAUGGGCAACGAUGACCAGAAGGCACGAAAUGAUUCGUCUUCUAAUGCCUUGCCUUCAGUGGAUAUUUUAAGCCCGAGCAAAACAGACAAGAAUGCGAGCUGA
This is a messenger RNA of Penicillium malachiteum, 1896 nucleotides long. RefSeq names its product type 2C protein phosphatase PTC1 (gene ptcG). Gene Ontology annotation, molecular function: protein serine/threonine phosphatase activity; cation binding. Gene Ontology annotation, biological process: protein dephosphorylation. The transcript is spliced from 2 exons. The record is from RefSeq and is a predicted model, not a curated record. The coding region runs from base 1 to 1896 and encodes 631 amino acids. NCBI's taxonomy places the organism in Eukaryota, Fungi, Ascomycota, Eurotiomycetes, Eurotiales, Aspergillaceae.